AUGCUGCCCAGCAUGGAAAGAUCGGUGAACGUGAUUCUGUUGGCCCUCGGCUUGACUGCCAUGUGUCUUGUGACUGCCCGUCAUGCGACCGCCUUUGUGGUAACACCGGGCAGUCAGCGGCCGUCCCAGCUGCAGCGACUUGGAAAUGCGGCGUCGCCCGUGGUUCCUUAUGCACCAGAGGAAGCAACUGGUGUCAGGCACGGGCCCGUUUUUUGCAACCUUUGGCCAACAUUUGAGUGCGUUCUGCUGUUUCGCUUCAAGAUGUAUCGCAUGCUGCUGCUGUUGGGUGCUGCGCCUGCCGGUGGAAAGGCACCAGUCGAGGAGGGCACGCCUGCGGGGUGUACGAUCACAGCGAAACUCUGUCGCAAUUUCCCGGAGUACCAGCAAAGGCAAUUCCGGGAUGACCUUGGGGAGUCUCAUGUCGGUGCUGGUAGCAACGAUGCUGCGUGUUUGAAAAGAGCAGAGGACUUCCACCAUUGGUGUGGCAACGGUGCCUCGGAUGAUGCGCAAGUUGCGGCAACUUACGGCAGUGACCACCUCUCUCAGGUCUAUCAUCCUGGCGCUUGUCAUCCGGGAUGGUCGCAGUGGGAUGCCUUUUGCUACAAGCACUUCUGGGAGAAGAAAACCUGGUUCGAGGCCGAAGCCGCAUGCCGACAGUUCGGAGAAGGCUCCCACUUGGCCUCCAUUCACUCUCGGGCUGAGAACCGAUUUAUCUACACGCUGACAAACGGGCUCAGUACCUGGAUCGGCUACACCGACCUGGACCAAGACACACACUUUCAGUGGAGUGACAGCACUCAGGACGAUUUCUCGAAUUUUGCAAAGAACUGUACCGGUCGUGAGCACGAGCCGGACUGUAAGCCAGAAGAGAGACAACAGCAGUGGUACGACUGGGAGGGGAAUGACAGAGGCACUUUCGUGUGCAAGCGGAAUGCCUUGCUUCCGAUGGCACUGCUGCGCAACGUGUCGGCGAGGACGCUGAUUUCGCGAAGCUGGGGAGAGCUACUUCCGGCCCUGGCAGCGGGUGCUGGACCAAGGAUCGGCCAGAACGACACUCUGCCGACCGUCAAGGUGGACGAAAUCACCAAGCCGCCACUCCAAGAGCCCGCAGCUUCAAAGGCUUCUCCCGAGCCCCGCUUGGCGUUGCCAAAGGUGCGUCUGGGAUUUCUCAAAGUCCUGCAAGAAGCUUGGAUCAUCUUUCUCAUUCUGCAUUUUUCGGCGGGCCACGGCCUUGGUGCGCUGGCCGCCGCCUCUGCCCUGGCUGCGCUGGCUGCACGCCGCCGGGGUCGAAAUGAUGCCACUCCGCGAGUUGUGAUGCAGGUCAGGAAGCCCACACGCUACGCCAAGCCGGCGGCGAAAGGCAUGAAGCCGAUGAUCCAUCGGAAAGAGACCAGGGACGUCUUCAAAGAUGGCUUCGAAGGUUGGGUUGCAAACAAGGACAAGAACAUUGACUUCAUGGAGAAGGUUGUCCGUCAGCAAUUGCACGGCCGAUUUCAGUUCCAGUUCGCGUCCCAACAUUUCUUCGAUACUACGCCCAUGUCAUCCGGUAUGUCCCGGAACAAGAGAGAUUUCGGUAUCUACAUGAACCACGACUACGAUGACAUGUUCUACGUGCGGAAGUUCUUGGAGCCGGCCAAAUUCAAGAAGCUGGCGCUGGGAAACUGGGAGAUGCCGGAAAAUGCCACAAAAGUCGCCACCAUACAAGAGCUUGUAGCAGCAGGAGUCCAGUACGGCCACAAGUCGAACAAGUGGAAUCCGGCGAUGCUGAAGUAUCUCUAUGCCGAUAACGAUGGCACCCACAUCUUCGAUCUGGUGCAGACUGCAGCCAAUCUUAACCGUGCCUGCUACUACUGCAUGGAGGCUGCCGCCAAAGGCGCUUCCUUCAUCCUCAUCGGAACGAAGGAGCAGGCCCGUCCCAUCGUGGCAAAGUACGGUGAGGAAGCUGGCAUCCACUACACUGACAUGAAGUUCGUGGGCGGCUUGCUGAGCAACUUCCCUACGGUUCGGAAGUCCGUCGAACUCAUGCAGCAGCUUCGGGAAGAGAAGCAGCAGGGUGCUUGGAAUGUCUUCAACGAGUUCCAGCGCUUCAAGAAUACGUGUAAGCUGGAGCGCCUUACGAAGAAGUACCAUGGUGUUGAGGAGAUGACCGGCUACCCGGACAUCUGCAUCUUCGUGGAUGAGAUCAAAGAGCGAAACCCCAUCGCAGAGAUGGUGCGCAUCGGCGUGCCUUGCAUUGGCAUGGUCGAUUCCAACAACGAUCCGAAGUUUGUGGACAUUGCCAUCCCUUCGAACACUUCGAACACGAAGUCCAUUGACCUUAUCAUUGGCAAGAUUUGCGAUGCGAUCAAGAAGGGCAAGACGAUGAAUGCUAUGACACAGCCUGGGGAACGCAACGAGGAGCCCAAGGAGUGGGAUCCCUGGAUCCUUAGCAGAGACCGCAUGCGUUGCCUUCGUCGCCGUUCAAAGCGCCAGGGCUGGAUGAAGGCAUCUGAAAACCAGCAGUGGGAACAGCAAGUCUAG
Symbiodinium necroappetens is the source of this 2520-nucleotide messenger RNA. Lineage: Eukaryota; Dinophyceae; Suessiales; Symbiodiniaceae. The record is from the annotation of a GenBank genome assembly.